AUAUAUAACAGCUAUCCAAUUGAAUCUGCUGGUUUGCACUAAAUGACCAAUAGCCUUUGUUUUGCCCACAGGAGGGCGGGAUCUAACCGGGGUCCUAAUUUUGUGACCGAAAUGAAAGUUUGCCUGAUUAAUAACGACUUUAUUAAAUUGAUCUCAGACGUAACCAGCUCUGUAGUAUUUAGUUAUUUAUAUGUAAUGUCGUAUAAUUAAAAGAAAAUGUUAUUGGAGGCAUUUACUUUGGAAGUAAAGCAAAAACUUUUCAUUUAUAGUCGGGCAUAGCGUAUGAACAGCUAAGAAGAAAUUCAAAACAUUUUGCACCACUGUCACAGAUCACUGGUAUUGUUUUAACUAUUUGUUCUUUCGUGACCACUUUCAAAACUACAAUUAAGAGAACAUUUGUAGAGCAAGGUCUGCAAAUAGUUUAUUAUCUGUCAAGUAUGAACAAGAGCAUGUUUCGUGGUUGCUUGCUUGCUUGCUUUGUGGAAAUGUUAGCUAAGUUAUGUUAGCUAGCUAGCUAGCCGGGGGGAUUUGUAUAUUUGGCAACUAUGAUAACGUUGAAGAGGUAUUCAUGAAAACUAGAAUGUGACCCGAUUCAAAUAAUUCUAUUGUAUAUAUCUUACCAAAUGGUUCUUGAGGUCGAAAACUUUUUUGGGGUGUACAUGCUGUACUGUACUAACCCCAAAUUUAAGGGUCGUAUCUAUAUCGGCUUCACGGUAAACCCGGAGCGAAGGAUAGGACAACACAACGCGGGUCAGCACAAAGGUGGAGCGAAAAGAACUAGUGGCAGAGGACCAUGGGAAAUGGUUCUCAUCAUCCACGGAUUUCCAUCAGACAUAGCAGCUUUGACGUUUGAGUGGGCAUGGCAGCACCCUCACAUCUCGCGUCGGCUGCUGCAUAUGGCCAAGCGUGUGCGGCGCGAGUCCAGCCUGCAGUUUCACUGGCGCAUCGUCUCCAAUAUGCUGCGUGUGGCACCGUGGAGCAGGCUUCCGCUCACCGUGCGCUGGCUUCGGCCGGAGUACCACCUCAACUUCGACGCAACGCUCUGGCCGCCCCCGCACAUGCCCAUCGCCUUUGGGGGCGUGCGGGCGAAGAAGAAUCGUCCGGCCGCAAAGGCGUGCCAGGAGCAAGGAGAGGAGGAAGAGGGCAGAGUCAAGGAAUGCUGCAAGCUCUGCCUGGAAACUGUGAAGUCUUCAGAUAAAGUGUCCUGCUUCCUGCCAUCAUGUGACAUGGUUUGUCAUCUGAUCUGCCUGGCCCAGCACUUCCUCAAAUCGGAGCCUGGCCACCUGCUGCCAGUAGAGGGCAGGUGUCCCAGCUGCAACCGCACAGUGCUCUGGGGGAACCUUAUUAGCCACAAGAACGGUUGCUACAGUGACCUGGAAGAAAUAGCCACAGUCCCAUCCUCCCAGGGUCCUUGCACUGAUGGACUGCAACCGUGACCAGUGUCUACUGCUCUCAGCAACAUUUGUGGAAGUACUUGCUAAACGGUCACUCGUCAAAGAGUCGGCUUACAGACCUCCAUUGAUCUGAGUAAAGGGUUGGGUUUGGAAACUGUUGCAAUUGUGCUUUUGGCGCGAGGUGAGAUAAUGAAGGCAGAAGUCAGAGGUCUUGUGAGUUUCGGUCAAAGUUCCAGUCAUCACAAUUGUUACCACAGUUGCUGGUAUGUAGAGACCACGUAGCAUAUUCCUGCUAAGGUAUGAGAACACAAGAUCAUUGUAGGAGAAAAACAGGCAGGGCCACAACACUUUUAAAGACUUGAACCGUGUGAACACAUCAGUACAAUUUGUAUUUCUAUUUAAGUACAGUAUAUUUAUAUAUGUUUAAUAAAGCUGUGUGUAAUGAAUUGAA
Messenger RNA from Sardina pilchardus (European sardine), 1845 nucleotides. RefSeq names its product SLX1 homolog B, structure-specific endonuclease subunit (gene slx1b). The record is from RefSeq and is a predicted model, not a curated record. Gene Ontology annotation, cellular component: Slx1-Slx4 complex. Gene Ontology annotation, molecular function: 5'-flap endonuclease activity; crossover junction DNA endonuclease activity. The transcript is spliced from 5 exons. NCBI's taxonomy places the organism in Eukaryota, Metazoa, Chordata, Actinopteri, Clupeiformes, Clupeidae. The coding region runs from base 624 to 1436 and encodes 270 amino acids. Gene Ontology annotation, biological process: double-strand break repair via homologous recombination.